AAGCUUUAGAGAUAAAAUCACCAACGACAGAACCAAACCGAAAAGUCUAUUCGCUGAGACUAAACGCCCUUCUCACCCCCCUUACGAAUGACCACUAGGGUGCCACCCUCAAAAGAAGCUUCACAAUGGCAACCCGACUCCCCGGCGCCCUUCCGCGGCGUCCAACUAUAUCCAUAAUACCAAGUUCAAGCACCGCACUCACCCACCCCUUGGCCCUCAAACCCUCUCACACACCGCUCUCGCACACUCCCUCGCGCGCCGCGACUAUAAUCCGACGACCGCGCCGCCCGUACGCCUUCACGCAGCUAGUACAGCAAACCGACGGGUCGACCUACACGGUGCGCACGACAUCGCCGAUCGCGCUAUACAAGAGCCUGAAAGACACGCGGAACCACGUCCUAUGGCAGCCGUCGGACAGCUCGCUGAGGAACGUGGAGGUGGAUGAGGCGGGUAAGCUGGCCGCGUUCAGAAGACGGUUCGGACGAGGGUGGGAUAUGGAGAAGGCGGCUGAGCCUUCGGAGUUGGAUAAGUUGGAGGCUGCUGCUGGGGGGAAGGAAGGAGAGACAGAGAAGAGCAAGGAGGUGGCGGCGGAGCAAUCAGAGGAUACGUUGAGUGAUAUGGUGGCGUGGUAUGCGUUGAAGGGGCAGAGGCGGUUUUCGAGGAAGAAGUUUAGGGGUAAGGGGAAGAAAUAGAGGAUGAAAGUCUACGAUCUGAAAGCCGGUUGGAUGUCUACGGUGUCUAUGGGAAUUCAAAAUGUCACGAUGACGUAGGGGCUUAUGGGCAUCAUGUUGUGGUGGCUUAAGGAGAUAUGUUAGGCGAGUAGAGCAACUCCU
This is a messenger RNA of Annulohypoxylon maeteangense, 833 nucleotides long. RefSeq lists its product as uncharacterized. Gene Ontology annotation, cellular component: mitochondrial large ribosomal subunit. The transcript has a single exon. The record is from RefSeq and is a predicted model, not a curated record. The coding region runs from base 126 to 692 and encodes 188 amino acids. Gene Ontology annotation, biological process: mitochondrial translation. Gene Ontology annotation, molecular function: structural constituent of ribosome. NCBI's taxonomy places the organism in Eukaryota, Fungi, Ascomycota, Sordariomycetes, Xylariales, Hypoxylaceae.